Messenger RNA from Drosophila rhopaloa, 1665 nucleotides. RefSeq names its product 4-aminobutyrate aminotransferase, mitochondrial (gene Gabat). The transcript has 5 exons. Gene Ontology annotation, biological process: GABA catabolic process. Gene Ontology annotation, cellular component: mitochondrion. The record is from RefSeq and is a predicted model, not a curated record. Bases 98 to 1558 code for a protein of 486 amino acids. Gene Ontology annotation, molecular function: pyridoxal phosphate binding. Lineage: Eukaryota; Metazoa; Arthropoda; Insecta; Diptera; Drosophilidae.
CAUUUCUCUUUAAUAAAUAAGUAUUAGUGGCUCGUUGUUAGCCUUCCUAUUGAACAAUUCCUUCACUUAACCCCGGAGCACUCACUCGAUAGUAACCAUGCGGAGCUUGUGGCUAAAUACGUUGACCAAGCAAAGCUUAUAUCGGUUGAGCACCAAAAGGUACUCCACCAACAAUGAGCCCAAGGAACCUGUGGUAAAAACUAAAUCAAUACCUGGCCCGAAAUCGAUUGAGCUUAAGAAACAACUGGAUUCUGUUCAGGCCACCGGAACCAUCCAAUUUUUUGCUGAUUACGAAAAGUCCAUUGGAAAUUACAUCUACGACGUGGAUGGAAAUGUUUUACUAGAUGUCUACACUCAAAUCUCCUCAGUUCCCUUGGGUUAUAAUCAUCCGAGACUUUUCAAGGUCUUCAACAAUGAGCAAAACCUGAAAACUUUGAUUAACAGACCUGCACUUGGUGUCUUCCCUGGCAAAGAAUGGCCAGAUAAACUACAUUCCGUUCUGUCGAGUAUUGCACCGAAAGGACUCAACAAAAUCACGACGAUGAUGUGUGGUUCGUGUUCAAAUGAAAAUGCAUAUAAGAGCAUCUUUAUCUGGUAUCAAAACAAACUUCGCGGCAAUACGCCCCUUACCGAGCAAGAGAAAACCUCCUGCAUGAUAAACAUUCCUCCAGGAGCUCCAAAACUAAGUAUUCUCUCAUUCAAGGGAGCUUUUCAUGGGCGCACCUUAGGCGCUCUAUCCACAACUCAUUCAAAGUAUAUUCAUAAGCUGGAUGUUCCUUCCUUCGAUUGGCCAAUCGCCUCGUUCCCUGAAUACAAAUAUCCCUUGGAGGAAAAUGUGCAGCACAAUAAGAAGGAGGAUGAAAAGUGCCUUAGCGAAGUGCAGGAUCUUAUUCAGCAGUAUGCCAGCAAGAAUCCUGUGGCCGGAAUUGUGGUGGAGCCCAUUCAAAGUGAAGGAGGCGACAACGAAGCAUCGCCCGAAUUCUUCAGGAGCCUGCAGGCGAUCUGCAAGAAGAACGGCAUUGCCCUCUUGAUUGACGAAGUGCAAACCGGAGGUGGUAGCACCGGCAAGUUCUGGGCCCAUGAGCACUUCGAGCUGGACGGUCCCCCCGAUGUCGUAACGUUCAGUAAGAAGUUGCAGUUGGGUGGCUACUUCCAUAACGAUGACUUUUUACCGAAUGAGCCGUACAGAAUCUUCAACACUUGGAUGGGCGAUCCGGGAAAAGUGCUUCUCUUGGAGGAAAUUGUGAAGGUAAUUCAGGAGGAAAAGCUGUUGGCCAAUGUCGCUGUGGCCGGAAAGGUUCUGAAGAAUGGUUUGUUGAGCCUGGAGAAGGAAUUCCCGCAUAUCUUGAACUCAACACGCGGUCGUGGAACAUUCUUGGCCAUUAAUUGCACCAACACCAAAGUGCGAGAUCAAAUAAUCGGCGCCCUGAAGUUGCACGGCAUUCAGACGGGAGGAUGUGGGGAUAUUUCCAUUAGAUUCCGCCCAGCUUUGAUAUUCCAGGAAUAUCACGCAAACAUCGUCCUUGACCGCUUCCGCAAAGUUCUUCAAAGUAUUUAAGAAAAAAAUGAAAAAAACAAAAUAUGAUUGUGCUCUGAAAAUUGCCACUGCAUGCAGUAUAUAUAUGUUACAAAAAUGAAUAAUAAAAUGACUUUAUUUUAUCCUUA